AUGUUACCCCAUACUCUGUACGGAGUACGGAGUAGUGAGACAACACAUAUUCCUUUUUCAACCUUCAGAAACAUGGAUGAUUCGCCCCAGCGUUCAUUGAAAGCACGUCGCGCCCAUACCUUCGAGGAGAGUCAGCGACGGAACUCCACCCUCUCGGACUCGAUCUUAGAGGCCCGCAACUCGAUCCGCUCAUCGACUGACGACUUGUUUCUACCUCGCGUAGCAAAAGACCACGCCACACUUUCAACUGAAGAAUCGCAUUGGCAUUCUGCACCGCUCGGGCUGGCCCUGUUGCCUGCAAUUGCCGGCAUUUUCUUCCAUGAAGGUAGUUCCUUCGUCACCGACGUCACAUUACUAGUCUUGGCCGCUAUAUUUCUUAACUGGUCUGUCCGGUUGCCUUGGGACUGGUACCGCUCGGCCCAGGCCAUCGGACGAGAAGAAAGUGGAUUACCAGCGCCCGACAAUCCCCAAUUCGAGGACCAAGAACCCCAACACAAAGAAGCAGCAACAGCCAUCUCCGAGCUCCAAAUUCACGAACUCGCCGCUCUAGCCGCCUGCUUCAUAUUCCCAGUCAUCGGCACCUGUCUCCUCCACGGCAUCCGCUCCAGCCUCUCCCGACCCUCAGAGGGCCUAGUAUCAAACUACAACCUAACAAUUUUCCUCCUAGCCUCCGAAGUCCGCCCAGUCGCCCACCUCCUAAGACUAAUCCAAAAACGCACCCUACACCUCCAGCGCAUUGUAUCAUCCUCAACAGACCCAAUAAUCACCCCAACAACCCUGCAAGACCUAACAAAGCGCCUCGAAGAGCUCGAAACCCACGUCGCAGAGACAGCAACCGCCCGUCUCGCCACCAAACAAACAGAUAAAGACCCCCCCCUCUCCCCAAAAGAACAAGAACAACAGACAUCCCAAUCCCUGGUCGCCGGCGCAGUUCUCGAAACUCGCAAAGCUAUCCAGCCUGAUAUCGAAGCCCUGAACCGCGCCGUCCGGCGCUACGAGAAACGCUCCGCCCUCUUCUCUCUACAGACUGAUCAGCGCUUUGUGCGCCUUGAGACCCAGUCCGGCGACGCGAUCGCGCUGGCUGCGGCUGCGAAGCGGUCGGCUGAGUCCCGUUGCCCGAAUUAUGCGCUCGUCCUGCUGGACUGGGCUUGCGCGUGCAUAGUUGUCCCUGCUCAGAUUGUGCUCUCGGUUGGUAGUUUGCCUGGGCAUGCGGUCUCGGUGACUUGGGAUGCUGCGAGGCGUAUGCUGAUGGGGCGGAAGGUUGGGCCGCAGCAGAGGUCGAAGUCUAAGUCUGGGUUGAAGGGGAAGGCUGGCGCUGGCGCUGGAGCUGGAGCUGCGGGGGCUGGGCCGUCGGGUGGGUAUCGGCAGGGUGGUGGGCUGGUAUCUCAGCGGCGGUCUGGCUGA
Penicillium egyptiacum is the source of this 1404-nucleotide messenger RNA. NCBI's taxonomy places the organism in Eukaryota, Fungi, Ascomycota, Eurotiomycetes, Eurotiales, Aspergillaceae. The record is from the annotation of a GenBank genome assembly.